Molecule: messenger RNA, 1877 nt
Organism: Oncorhynchus mykiss (rainbow trout)
Lineage: Eukaryota; Metazoa; Chordata; Actinopteri; Salmoniformes; Salmonidae
Product: caspase a
Biological process (GO): proteolysis; regulation of inflammatory response; regulation of apoptotic process
Cellular component (GO): NLRP3 inflammasome complex; IPAF inflammasome complex; AIM2 inflammasome complex
Molecular function (GO): cysteine-type endopeptidase activity
Source: RefSeq, a predicted model, not a curated record
UGCUAUGGCCAUCAACUCCGAUUACAGAGCGCUCUCGUUUUAGUCUGCCAGAGCGCAGAAUAACUGACGAAUUUAUGAACGCUCAACAUGCUUUGAAUAUGACGGGAGUCAGUAAACAUCGGCAAGCUAGCUAACUUUAGCCAGUUAGCUAGGGUGCUUGACUGCCAUUGUGAGGUCAGAACGCUCGGAUCAACCCUACUCCUCGGCCAGAUCGAAACGCUCUGAUAUUAACGAACGUCCAGAGCGCAGUCUGAACGCACUCUGGCACUCCAGAAUGAAUUUACGAACACACCCCAAACAAGUUGCUCUCCAAGGCUCGGAAGACAUUCAUAGACAGUGUGACGAAGCCAGUGAUCAAGCAGCUCCUGGAUGACCUUUUGGAGGACAAGGUGCUGAACGAUGAAGAGACAGAAUCGGUGACGGAGGAGAACAGCACUAGGGCAGAGCAGGCACGAUGCCUUAUCGAUAUGGUGCGGAAGAAAGGGAGCAAAGCCAGUGACAAGAUGAUUGCCAGAGUUCAGGAGAGAGAUCCUGGACUUUAUGACAAAAUGGGUCUGGCCCCCACACCAUCAUCGCCCCAGUUAUCACAGCAGGAGGAGCAGCCAGUGUCCUCUGUCCUCACCCCCAGCACAAAUGACUUUAAGAAGGACAUUCUUCAGAGGAAGGGUAGCGAGAUUUACCUUCCAAUGGAUAAGUCUGGUCGGAAGCGUCUGGCCCUGCUCAUAAACAACGUGGAGUUUGAUGAUAAGAACAUGCUGAGACGAGGGGCAGAGAAGGACGAGGAGGACGUGGAGAGGCUUCUCAGGGAUCUGGGAUAUGAUGUGGUGAAACACAGAAACCUGUCUGGACAGGAGAUGGACGAGGCUGUGAAAGCGUUCUCUAAACGUGAGGAGCACUUAUUGUCGGACAGCGUCUUCGUGGUGAUGAUGUCUCACGGGGAGCUGGGAGCCAUCAUGGGUGUCCAUUACAAGAAAGGGGACCCUAAUCUUGACAUCUUCCCCAUCAACAACAUCUUCACACACCUGAACACAGAGAACUGCAAAGCACUGAUUAACAAACCCAAAGUCAUCCUCAUUCAGGCCUGCAGGGGAGGCAAGGAUGGGUCUGUUUGGGUCAGUGACACAGUGCCUGGGUCCAGCCUUGACCUGGGGUUAGAGAGUGACUCAUUUAGGAGGGAGCACAAAGAGAAGGACUUCAUCUCCCUCCUGUCCUGCACACCAGAUACUGUGUCCUACAGAGAUCCAGAGAUGGGCACCCUUUUUGUCCAACGCAUCAUGGAGACAUUCAACACCUAUGCCUGUGAUGAUCAUAUAGAAGAAUUGUUCAGGAAGGUCAUGGGACGCUUUGAAGAUUUCCCCAGACAGAUGCCGACCAAAGACAGAGCCACUCUAACAAAGCACUUCUACCUCUUCCCAGGCCUCUGAGAAGUUAUGAUGAUUGAUUCAUUGUACUGUAAUCACAAUGGAGGAAUAAGGGAGCAGCAUAUUUUCUGUUAUUUUGUAUGAAAGUGUUUGGUAGACACUCCUUUUAAGAUCAUCACCAGUAUGUUUUAAAUUUAUACUUAUAAUGAACCUUUUAACAUUAUUUUAUCUGCAAAUUGUUUAUAAUCUGCAAAUGAUAAUAUCCUCCUGUAGAGCUACUGGGUAGCCUAUGUUGUCUUGUGCCAGCCCUGCUCUAACACACCUGAUUCGGCUAAUCAACGCCAAGAUGUGUUAAAGGUGUGUUAGAUCAGAGCUGGAACAAAAACGUAUUGGGUACUAGGUUACCCAGUAACUAGAUUGGCCACUCCUGUUUUAACAUUUGGAAGAUAAGUAAAAUAAGUCUCUGUGACAAAAGCAAUAUUUGCCGAAAUAAAAAUAUUUCACUGCACUCAAAAA